This is a messenger RNA of Cotesia congregata, 759 nucleotides long. The record is from the annotation of a GenBank genome assembly. Lineage: Eukaryota; Metazoa; Arthropoda; Insecta; Hymenoptera; Braconidae.
AUGCAAGACAACGCAACAGUAUUUAAAAGUAUUGACAAAAAAAGUGAAAUAAAUUACCCGGUUUUAGUUCCUAAUUUAAAAGGCUUACAAAGUGCUCUAGAAGUUGGCGUAAAAGAGAUAGCAAUUUUCGGAGCAGCUUCUGAAUCUUUUUCUCACAAAAAUAUAAACUGCUCAAUUGAAGAAAGCAUUAAAAGAUUCAAAGAAGUAAUACUAGAAGCGCAGAAAAAUAAUAUUAAAACACGUGGUUAUAUUUCGUGCAUAGCAGGGUGUCCGUAUGAAGGAAAUAUUAAAGCGUCAGCUGUUGCGAAGGUUGCAGAUGCAAUGUUGCAACUAGGAUGCUAUGAAAUAUCACUUGGUGAUACUAUUGGCGUGGGUACGCCUAAAAAAAUAAUAAAUGUCUUAAAUGAAAUUAAACAUCUUUCAAAGCUAGGCAAUUUCGAAGAAUUCGCUCUUCAUUGCCAUGAUACUUACGGCCAAGCUCUUGCAAAUACUUAUGCGAGUCUUGAAUACGGAGUUAGAAUAUUUGACGCAUCAGUGGCUGGACUUGGAGGGUGUCCUUAUGCUGCUGGUGCAUCUGGAAAUUUAGCUACUGAAGAUCUUCUUUAUUUACUCAGCGAGCAAGGAUUUAAAACAGAUAUUAAUUUAAAUGAAAUUAUUGAAAUAGGAGAUUGGAUUAGCGGAGAAUUAGGUAGAACCAAUAUGUCAAAAGUUGGUCUUGCUACUAUUGCUAAAGAAAAAUUAAAAAAGAAAUCAGAGUGA